AUGUACCUUCGGGAUGUGGCGGCGGCAAUCGGCACAAGCGGCUAUGAGGCCGGGGACCCGGAAGCUGUGGACUAUGACCCCAGGGCAAUGAAGGCGGUCUGGUCACUGUUCGUCUUCGCCACCGUUUUCAUCCUCCUCCGACUGUACAGCAAGGCCCGGAGGAACAACGCGCUGUGGUGGGACGACUAUGUCUUGUUGGCGUCUUGGAUUUUCUUCCUUGUUGCUUGUGCGCAGCUCAGCAUCAACGUCAGGAAUGGCUUCGGCAGAUCCGGCAGCACCCUAGACCCGGACAGCUUAGACCGGGUAGGGCUCGACGGCCUCGUGGUCGGGACGGGGCUUCUGUUGGCAACUCCAGGCAGCAAAACGUCCUUUGUCAUCACGCUGGGCAGGAUCUCGGGUCCCAAGCUCACCGCCGCGCUCUGGUGCGCCACCGUCUCGAUGAACGCCUUCCACGCCGCGAACCUCGUCGUGCAGUGGGCCCAGUGCACUCCCCUUGAGAAAUCGUGGGACCUCGUUGUCGAGGGCAGCUGCUUGCCAAUCGGGGUCAACCUGGGGUUGUCUAUGGGCAGCGCUGCCAGAGCCGCCGCGACGGCGUUUGCCAAAGUGCCGAAGCUGCAGGUCCUCGCAAGCACCGACUUCACAUUGGACGGCGUCGACCUCGUCAUCCUGGCCUCGACCGAGAUAGCCCAGACCAUGGUGGCGGCAUCGGUGCCCAUGCUGCGGACGCUGGUGUGCGACAUCACCGCCAGCCACGCGAAGCGGCAGACAGAAAAGUCGAGCUUCCGCGCGCGCGUCUUGGACACACUUCGACGGGUAAGGGGCAGCAGAAGCUCCAGAAACGGCAUUGCCGCAGCCAUCGAGACUGUCACGGCAUUCUACGGCCGGCAUGCCCAGCCCAACCCAGUCGAGCUGCACCUCUCACUGCAGCAUGAUCCUGCGCCCAGCCACAAGCCGGUGUCGUACGGCCCCCAAAGCAGGCGCGGCUCUGGCGAUAUUGUGGUCGAGAUGCGUGAGUUUGGUGCCAGUGACGGAGAUCGGCGGGACGACAGCAGCAGCGAAACGGCAAGUCGCCAGGCCUGCUCUUGA
Messenger RNA from Gaeumannomyces tritici R3-111a-1, 1086 nucleotides. RefSeq lists its product as hypothetical. The record is from RefSeq and is a predicted model, not a curated record. The coding region runs from base 1 to 1086 and encodes 361 amino acids. Lineage: Eukaryota; Fungi; Ascomycota; Sordariomycetes; Magnaporthales; Magnaporthaceae. The transcript has 4 exons.